Molecule: messenger RNA, 873 nt
Organism: Soboliphyme baturini
Lineage: Eukaryota; Metazoa; Nematoda; Enoplea; Dioctophymatida; Soboliphymatidae
Source: the annotation of a GenBank genome assembly
UCGCAGUCUGAGAAAGGUGCCUGCCCUGGUGGCAUGGAGGGUCUUACAGAAUUGGAGUCUAAGAAAACUUUGCUUCCAACUGCAAGUAAUCAGCAGAGUGUCAAUCAAACAGAGGACGAUUUCGAGUUAUGGUUGGAGAAGUCCGCCCAGAGUCUGAACCAAAGCUGGGUCGAUUUGCUGGAAGAAGAAGAAGAAAGCCACGUCGAAGAAAUCAAAAAAUCGCCUGUGAAAAAAGUUGCUAGUCCUAAGUCGAAGCCAAAGAGACCAAUGCCGUAUGCGCUACGCAAUCCUGUAACCUCGCUUCAGCCAAAGUCACCGCUGAAACGCAAGGCAACGGACGAUAUCGGCUACCGCUCGCCAAGUAAGUGGCUGAAGGUGCGACAAAAGAAGUACUUGCACGAGGAAGAUACGCAAGACAGCCCUGCUGAAGAAGAAGAUAUAAGACGCGUGCAACCACUGAUUCGUUAUCCGUUGCCUGAAAACUGGCAAGAACCGAAGAAGGGAUGGGAAGAUGAUCCGAAUGUCAUAAAACGCAGGGAGAAGGACCUUGCCAAAGGUUACAAUACCGAGGCGUAUAAAAUGUACAGAGAGUCUGUACCGCGUGAUACAUCGAUGGUUUCCAGUUCUGGUACGGAUACCAGCUUUUCAGAGAGCGACUGCAGUGUUUCUGAAGGAUUGUCGAUGUCAGUCGACAGUGAUCAAAACUCCAUAGACUUGGACCUUAGUUCAGUAAGCACUGAUGAACUGAAUUUUCUGAUUGAUGACGAAAAAACCUAUCAAGCUCCCGGAACUACCGAGGACACAUUGACGGCUUCGCAACCCCAUGGCAAAGGACCGGUUGACUUUUCAGUGCUGAUCAAAUCCGGUAACUGA